UCUACUUUCAUCACAGCAAAGGUCUGAGGUCAACAUGAGUUACCAAGUCAGACAUUCACCCAGCAGAUCUCUCAUCGGAGAGUAUUAUUUUAAUGGUUAUUAUACUAAAGGUUACUACCCUCCAUUUCAUCAUCUUAACUCAGAGAAAGUCCUCUAUAUGAAAUCCAGCAUGUCACAUCAAGAGGGUCAAAACAAAGGUGGCAUUGUUCAUGGACAAAGUAAAAAAGUAUCCUUUGCUUGUCCUUCUUCUGUUCAUGGUGCAUAUGGACCUGAAAGUGUACAUGAUGAUUAUCAACACACAUGCUAUGGAGUUCGCACUAACGGAAAAAACAAUAGCUUGAAUGGGAUCAAUGCAAAAAACACCAUGCAGGAUUUGAACAAUCGUCUCCAGGCAUACAUGGAGAAGGUCCAUUCCUUAGAGCAAGAAAAUGAAGAGCUAGAGACAAAGAUUGCGGAGUGGAAUGUGAACAACACUCCCAGAUCACCCCCUGAUAUGAGGCACUUCUUUCAAACCAUUAGAGAGCUUCAGAAUCAGGUCUCCUUAGCCACUAUGGAAAAUGCAAGAAUUGUGCUAAAGGCAGGUAAUGCUCAACUUACUGCAGAUGACUUAAAAAGCAAGAUUGAGAUGGAGCUAAGGUUAAAGAGUGAUGCUGAAAAAGAUGUUGGUGUCCUUCAACGUGUUUUGGAGCAGAUCAACCAAGAGAGGCAAGAUUUAGAGAAACAACUACAAUGGCUCAAUGGAGAACUUACCAACCUGAAGAACACUCACGAGCAGGAAUUGAAAGAAAUACGUGCUCAGCUUGGGACAAGAGUCAAUGUAGAUGUGAAUGCUGUUCCAUCCAUCGAUCUCAACAGGGCUUUAACUGAGCUCAGAGAGGAAUACGAAAACCUGAUGGAGAGGAACAUUAAGGAGACGGAGGACUUGUUCCUGCAAAUGGCUGCAGAGCUGGACCAUAACAUAUCUUCUGGACCUGACCAGUUGGAGACAGUUGAUAAUGAGUUUAUUGGACUGAAACUCGCUGUACAGACUCUAGAGAUAGAGUUGGAAAGUCAAAUGAAUGUGAAAUCAGCCCUGGAGGGAACUCUGGCAGAAAUAGAAGAAACCUUUGGAUCUAAGCUUUCUCAGUUGCAAAGUUUUAUUGAUGACAUUGAAAGUCAGCUAGAAUACGUCCGGUCACGUCUUGAGAAUUUGAACAAAAACGUAAAACUCCUCAUGGACCAAAAGACCCAUCUAGAAAAGGAAAUUUCAACUUACAAACAACUUCUUGAUGAACUUGUUGAUUACUGGACAGCAGAUUGUGUUUAUUUCUGAGAUGCUAUAAACAACCAGGGCAACCAGGACUAUGUGUUUUUGAGACUAUUCUUGAAUUGCAUGAAUAAUAUCUCCUUCUUAAAAGAAAAAAAGAAACCCAAAUAUCAAGGUGUUACUUGACAUCCAAUUGACUAAAUACUUGUUCUUGCCGUCCAAAGGAAGGAUAGCAAUGUCUACAUUGUCCUCCAACAAGCGA
This is a messenger RNA of Pelobates fuscus (common spadefoot toad), 1508 nucleotides long. Its product is annotated as keratin, type I cytoskeletal 19-like. Gene Ontology annotation, cellular component: cytoskeleton. The transcript is spliced from 6 exons. Gene Ontology annotation, molecular function: structural molecule activity. The coding region runs from base 35 to 1312 and encodes 425 amino acids. NCBI's taxonomy places the organism in Eukaryota, Metazoa, Chordata, Amphibia, Anura, Pelobatidae. Gene Ontology annotation, biological process: epithelial cell differentiation; intermediate filament organization. The record is from RefSeq and is a predicted model, not a curated record.